This is a messenger RNA of Aphanomyces invadans, 423 nucleotides long. RefSeq lists its product as hypothetical. Lineage: Eukaryota; Oomycota; Saprolegniomycetes; Saprolegniales; Verrucalvaceae. The transcript has a single exon. The record is from RefSeq and is a predicted model, not a curated record. Bases 1 to 423 code for a protein of 140 amino acids.
AUGGGGCACCGUGCCGUAUCGACGAAGGUCGCAGUACCACCCAUACUCGGCGGGGUCAUGUCCCGUGGCUUCCUUGAUACGCGUUUCCAACACGUCCAAGCGUUCUUCACGCUGGGAACCGCCGAUGAUUUCACCAAUCUUAGGGACAAGCACGUCGCAAGCCGCGACAGUCUUGUUGUCUUCGUUCAAGCGCAUGUAGAACGCCUUGAUCUCCUUGGGGUAGUUGUACAGCAUGACGGGCUUCUUGUAGAUUUGCUCCGUGAUGAAUCGCUCGUGCUCGCUGCCGAGGUCGUCGCCCCACUUUGGCUUGACUUGAAACUUGCCCUUCUUAAGGUUCUCCGGCUUGUUGAUCAGUUCGACGGCGUCCGUGUACGUCAAGCGGACAAACGGCGCAGCGAUCGUCGCCUUGAGACGGUCGAUUAA